UGUCCCAUCGAUAUGUCUAUUGGUUCAAAUAUAGCCACAUAUAGGAAAUUUUGUUUUUGUCUUUUGUACUUUGACAGAAUAUAUUUAUUCUAUUUUUUAGACUUUGUUUCUUCUACCUGCAUUGAAUGCAUUAAUUGCAGCUCAUAGGUGAAGUAGAGGAUAGAGUGGAAGUUGCCAUAUAAGUCCUCCUGCUCUUUUUCAAUCUGUCCCUCAAGGUAUUGCUUUUUGGCAGGAAGUGUGUUUCAGAAAAUUAAAUGGGUACUGUUUGAUGUCAGUAUUUAUUUUUAAUGGGUUUUAUGUUAUUUAAUUUGUUAUUUAAUUUUUUUUUUGUUGGCUUCUUUGGUACUCUUGGUCAGUAUAUAUAUUGUUGUUUGAGUUUGAUUGUUCUUGCCAUAAGUUAAACCGCAAUGGAAAAUUAUAGCAAGUAUCUUCAGGUUACCCCCAUUGCAUCAUUCACUGGUAUCUUUUUAGCUAACCAGAUCUAUGGUGAGGUUGAUCCUUCCUUUGUUAAAGAAUAUUUUGGUGAGCUUCUUGAGAUCUGGGAAUUUAUGGACUACCAAGAUAAAAUACAUUCAGUGACCUUUAACAAGAGUGUUGUUCAUCCCCUUCUUACCAGUGGAUGGAAACAAAUGAAAGAUGUUUUCCUCUUUAAUCCAAACCAGGAGAUUGAUUUUCUUUACUACGGGAAUAGUCUUUUUGGCAUGAUGUGUAGCAAACGUCUUGAAUGUGUUUGCCAGAUUCCUAUGUACCACAGUCGUUUUCUGAAGUUUGGUUAUACCCUUGAUUUCUAUCCCCAAUUGUCUUAUGAUGUUCUUAACAAGGGUUUUUUGAACAUUACUGGUUGUUGGAUAUUUGAAUUGGCUUAA
This is a messenger RNA of Trifolium pratense (red clover), 866 nucleotides long. RefSeq lists its product as uncharacterized. The record is from RefSeq and is a predicted model, not a curated record. Bases 408 to 866 code for a protein of 152 amino acids. The transcript has 3 exons. NCBI's taxonomy places the organism in Eukaryota, Viridiplantae, Streptophyta, Magnoliopsida, Fabales, Fabaceae.